This is a messenger RNA of Ictalurus punctatus (channel catfish), 1596 nucleotides long. RefSeq names its product coiled-coil domain-containing protein 1-like. The record is from RefSeq and is a predicted model, not a curated record. Bases 1 to 1596 code for a protein of 531 amino acids. NCBI's taxonomy places the organism in Eukaryota, Metazoa, Chordata, Actinopteri, Siluriformes, Ictaluridae. The transcript is spliced from 4 exons.
AUGGAUGAUGAGUCUGAGGAUGAUGAGGUUGAUGAGGAUAAGCACAAGGAUGAAGAUGAUGAGAAGCAGGUGACGGUUGAGGAUGAAGAUGAUUCACAUGAUCAUAUACAUGGGAAUAAGGAAGAUUAUGAGGAUAAUCUUAUUCAGAUGAUGAGGCUGAUGGCCAACGAUGAGAAUAAGGAGGAUUAUGAGGACAAUGAACAUGAUGCUAAGGUUGAGGAGGAUACGGAUAAUGAAGUUCAUGAGGCUGAAGAAGAUAAUGAGGCUGUGGAUGAAGAUGUUGAGGAGGAUGUGGUUGAUGAGUAUAAUGAGGCUGUGGAUGAAGAUGUUGAGGACGAUGAGGUUGGGAAUGAAGAUGAGGAUGAUGAGGUUGAUGAGAAUAAUAAGGCUGUGGAUGAAGAUGUUGAGGACAAUGAGGUUGAUGAGGAUAAUGAGGCUGUGGAUGAAGAUAUUGAGGAGGAUGAAGAUAAUGAGGCUGUGGAUGAGGUUGAUGGGGAUAAUGAGGCUGUGGAUAAAGAUGAUGAGGUUGAUGAGGAUAAUGAGGCUCUGGAUGAAGAUAAUGAGGCUCUGGAUGAAGAUGUUGAGGAGGAUGAGGUUGAUGAGGCUAAUGAGGCUGUGGAUGAAGAGGUUGAGGAUAAUGAGGCUGUGGAUGAAGAUGUUGAGGAGAAUGAGGUUGAUGAGUGUAAUGAGGCUGUGGAUAAAGAUGAUGAGGUUGAUGAGGAUAAUGAGGCUGUGGACGAAGAUGAUGAGGUUGAUGAGGAUAAUGAGGCUGUGGAUGAAGAUGUUGAGGAUGAUGAGGUUAGUGAGGAUAAUGAGGCUGUGGAUGAAGAUGAUGAGGUUGAUGAGGAUAAUGAGGCUGUGGAUGAAGAUGAUGAGGUUAGUGAGGAUAAUGAGGCUGUGGAUGAAGAUGAUGAGGUUGAUGAGGAUAAUGAGGCUGUGGAUGAAGAUGUUGAUGAUGAGGUUAGUGAGGAUAAUGAGGCUGUGGAUGAAGAUGUUGAGGAUGAUGAGGUUAGUGAGGAUAAUGAGGCUGUGGAUGAAGAUGUUGAUGAUGAGGAUAAUGAGGCUGUGGAUGAAGAUGAUGAGGAUGAUGAGGUUAGUGAGGAUAAUGAGGCUGUGGAUGAAGAUGUUGAGGAGAAUGAGGUUGAUGAGGAUAAUGAGGCUCUGGAUGAAGAUGAUGAGGAUAAUGAGGCUGUGGAUGAAGAUGUUGAGGAUGAUGAGGUUGAUGAGUGUAAUGAGGCUGUGGAUGAAGAUGAUGAGGUUGAUGAGGAUAAUGAGGCUGUGAUGAAGAUGUUGAGGAUGAUGAGUGAGGAUAAUGAGGCUGUGGAUGAAGAUGAUGAGGUUAGUGAGGAUAAUGAGGCUGUGGAUGAAGAUGUUGAUGAGGUUGAUGAGGAUAAUGAGGCUGUGGAUGAAGAUGAUGAGGAGAAUGAGGUUGAUGAGUGUAAUGAGGCUGUGGAUGAAGAUGUUGAGGAGAAUGAGGUUGAUGAGGAUAAUGAGGCUCUGGAUGAAGAUGAUGAGGUUGAUGAGGAUAAUGAGGCUGUGGAUGAAGAUGAUGAGGAUCAGGAUGAUGCGGUUGAUGAGAAGGCCUAUGAUCUAUGA